AAAUUUGAAAGUGAAGAUGGAAGAUUUUACUGUGGUACACGACACUGAGCAGGCAGAAAAUGAAGUAAAUUUGAAAGUGAAGAUGGAAGAUUUUACUGUGGUACACGACACUGAGCAGGCAGAAAAUGAUAUUUUCGGAGUCAUUGGCAAAGAAGACAUGGGUAUCAGUGAUGAUGAAGAUGAUUUUGAUGAACAGAAUCUUUCUCCUGAGUCUUUAAGCAGAAAGAGAGCUCGGAGGGAAUACGUGAAACAACAGAUACAGAAACGGAAGGAGCAGUCGAUUCAGGAUAUGAUUAAAAAACGAGAGGAAGAGGAAGCAAAGAAGAAGAGGUUGAAAGAGCUUAGAGAUAAGCAGUUAAAAAUAGUGCAAAAUAAUGUUAGAAGAGCAAGACAGAAACAGCUGCAGCAGCUGGAAACAUCUGAGUUAACGGAUUCUGUAGGCCUAUUUGAACAAGAUGCAACUGAAGAACUGAAAUGUGUUGAUGCUGUUGUGACAAAAAUCAAAGUUAAUGAAGAUAUUAAUAUUCAACUUAAAAAUAUGGUAUCCAUCAUGCAAAAAGGACUUUCAGAAUUUGAUAAUCAGCAAAAUAAAGAAAAUAAAGAAGGAAGCCUAAGCCACUUAACAAACGUGACUCUGAGAAGUAAGUUAACAGAUUCCGUAGCCCUUUGCCAACAAAAUUCAAGGGAAGAACCGAAACCUGUUGAUGUGACUGAAAAUAAAGUUAAUGGUGAUAUUAAUAUUAAGCUUAAAAAUAUGGCAGCCAUUCUGCAGAAAGGGCUAGCAGAAUUUGAUAAUCAGCAAAAUAAAGAAGAUAAAGAAGAAAGCCUAAGCCACUUAACAAAUGUGACUCUGAGAAUUAGGGAUACAGCAGCUUCCUCAGAACUGCCACUUCCCAAUUUUGGUGGUAAACUUUAUCAGUUGAAGAGAGGAGGACAUCCUUUGAAUGAUGGUGUUGCAGAAGCAGUAUCUAAUGAUUUCAGUUUGGAACCAGUAAUUCCGCCGCUUGAGAUGGAAGGUGCAGCUUGCCUUCAUAAAUCUCCACACUCGCAUAAUGUUGAGACACAGACGACAUCUGGAGUGAAAAAACAAAUGGCCAGAAUUCCGAAAGAUAGGAAUCUGGAAACUGCCAUUGAUUCUAACAUCAAGUUUAAGUCUACACAAAAUCUUCAGCCUAAGACUCCAUUUGUAAUAAAGAAGCAGGUUGAACCCAAAGAAACUGAUGAGAAGAAACGUGACAUAAUGGUGAGAAAGGAGGUAACUAAAGCUUUGAAAGAAUACAUGGAGACUGGAAAGAAGCAAGAACUGGCAGCCACGAAGAUACAAGCUGCCUUCCGAGGUCACAAGACGCGGAAGUCGCGUGACGUGGAAACAGUGACAGUUCAUAAACAUGCAGAUUUUAAAUGCUCUGUACCCAAAGCUUUAGACUUAAUGCCUCCAGAUAGACCGUCUAUUGAUAUCAGAAGAAAUAAGAAACUGCAGGAUGGGGAAAGGUGUUCGAACAUAGCCAAGUUUCCUACUGAUGAUCCUUUAUCAGAAUGGCUGAAACCAAUGUAUGUAGAACCAUGCCCGUACAAUGUGAUGACCGCAGUUCAGAACACUAUUCUGUCAAGAUAUGGACCAAGGCAGCCAUAUUGGGUGCAAGCAAAUUGUGAACUUAUAAACAAACAAUCAGAACCAGGACAAAGAGAUGUGAAACUUGAUCCGGGACAGGCACUGCCAGUUAUAGAUGCUUCAAAGGAGAAGACCAGAAAGCAGCCGAGAGUCCAGAGAGAGAAUGGACUGUUGUCCCUCGUGACCGACGAUGAGAGCACGCUGUGUGAAGACAGGUUGUCUGUGACCUCUUCGGCUGCUGAGGCUGGGUACAAUUCUAGCUCAGAUGAGAGCAGAGUUACAUGGAAGAAGCGUGUAAAUACGAAGUCACCUCGGGAAGUGUUGCCCAGUAGAGUUCAACCAGUGCAGUGGAAUAAAUUGGACUCAGAAAUAAUUGUUAGAUCUCCAUUUUCUGUAAGGUCAUAUCAGAACUCUAAAAAAAUGAACUUUGAAAGAAACAUUAGGCCCUUGUUUUCUGCAGGGAGACCAGCAGUUAUGCCAAAGAAAGUAAAAUACAGACAUUAUGGACUGGUUGCCCCAAAUGUAGAAUUAAGACGUAAAAACAAAAGGAUUUCAGCAGUAUCAGCUGAUGCUUCUUGUCAAGUAGAGACCUCUGGCACAGACACGUGGGAUAGUCAUCAUGUUAGGCGUAAACAUGUGGAUCAGACUCCUUCCUCUGCUGGUGUCAUACAUAAAGCCUACAAGAAGGGACAAGCUUCUUCUCCAGAGUGCAGUGAUUCUAGACCCACAGAAAAUAAUCAAGAUGGGGGAAUCCUCCACAGAGAGCAGUUUUACACAAAUUUAGCUGAAAGAGAGAAGGAGACCACAAAGAGUUUUCAGAAUAUAGUGAAAUCUGGUGUGAAGGACACAAAUGAUGAGAAGAUUAAUGCUCUUGUGGGUGAACCCUCAAGACUGCCUGGUAGUAGAAGUGUAGGUGAUAUCAUGGAAACCAGAAAAAUGCUUCAUCCGUCUGCCCUCCACUUGCUGUUCCAAGUAGAAAUGAAUCGACUGGAUUCAGUGGAGGAGUCUAGACAAUGUCUGACAGAGAUUGAAACUAUUGUUGCCCAGAAUAUGCAGGCUGUUCAAGAAAGUGAGGAAAUGCAGCAAUCACAGCGGAGGGUGGAAGACAAACAAGUACAAGCCGAGCCGACGAUCCAGACACUGAAGUCUGAUGUUCAGACACAGACACCUAACAGAAUUCAUCAGUUCAUGCAAAAUGAUAAGGCAAAGCAACCACAAAAAAAAGCUUCAACACCAAUCUUAGAAACAGUUAUGGGCCAAGAUAAGCAAGGGGAAGAAGCCUCCUCUAUCCACAAUCAAACAGUCAUUAAAUAUGAGCCAGCGUUGUCAUUAUCCGAGCCACAUGUAGCGUUCAGUAGCCCUGCUAAAGUCAGACCAUUGAGUUCACAGAAUGGAAUGGUCCCAGACACAUUGAAUCCAGUGAAAUGUGGCAGUCCCCAGAGUCCAGCCCCAACAAACAAAUACAUUUUAUUUGAGGAAGCAAAUAUUGAGAAACCUGCCAACUCAGUUUCCUUCCGAGGUGCACCAGAUGCCAUUUUACAGUCUGUUUCAGUUGAACAGCUGAUAUGGGAAAGUGAACAUACAAGAAGAAUGGUUGCUCUUGACGAUAAGGUAUUGCAAGAAGCAAGAGAAAAAAGGAAAGAACAUGUGAUGAAGGAAUUAACUGAGAAAUUCAGGAAGUGGGAUAUUAAACAUGAAAAAAUCACAGAAAUAACAGGAAAAGAGGAUAACGAACUAUUAACUCAGACAUCGGUAAGAAAUUCCAGUGAGCCAGUACGUAAUUUUAAUAAGGAUGUCAUAAUAUCUGAGGUAGCAGCUGAUCAUGCUCCGUUGCCUGUAGAACAGCAAGACAACAGUGCUGCAGAAUCCUUGCUGCAGGCCCAGCAAAGGUUUGCAAAUGUGAGCUACAAGCGUGGUUCAGAUAUUCAAGCAGAGGCGUUCUCAAAUAUCGGUAAGGAAGUAAUGGAUGUGGAGAGGACAGUUGCGGAUAACGUGGUGGACAGCACUCCUGAACUGUCCCUGCAGACUAUUAGUGAGGGAAUUUCAGAGGAAGUUGUGAGAACCAGGAGUGAGGAAUUACAAGAUUUAUGUUUCUCACCGACAUCCAGUUUCUCAGAUAUAUUCAUUAAUGAGACAGAUCAUAUUAAAAAGCUGUCAAGAAUCAAGGAGUCAUUACUAAAGAUUGAUAAAUUAAUUCUCGAAGAAAAUGAAACUGCUCAAAAGCAUGUUGAUUUGCUGAAUAAAAAAUUAAACAUUCUCAAAGAAAGGACCAGCACAAAUAUGAAACUGCUGCUGGCGGAAAUACGCGAACAUAAGGAAAACGGCAAAGAACACCUUGUACCUGGAUUAAAGAAAAAAUAUUCGUCUUUAUUAUAUAAUCUUGAACAAGGAAGGCAAGACAAUAAACGAGAGUAUGAAAAACUAAAGAAAGCAACAGUCAGAAGAAAAAUGGCACUUAAGCAGCAGAAGACUUUAAUAAAAUCAUACCUGAAAUCUGUGCAGCUGAGGGGAAGAAACUUUCAAGAGGACCACAGAAGUUCUAGUGGCCUGAAUGGUGACAGCUGUAAAAGUAUGAGUGGCAACGUGGCAGAAGACACGUCACUCCCGUCUACCGAGAGAGAAUCAGAUCUUACGUCAGAACAUUCUGUUACAAUACUACCACACUUGGCAGGGACAGAGGAUCUGAAGAUUUCUUCGAGUGAAGCUCCUAAUACUUCUCUGAAGCACGAAGUACAUGCAGAAAAUUCUGAAGAGAAAUUUAAUGGCUCCAAAGAAAUAACAUACUCUUCUCCACAGACUGAUGCUGGUAUUGAGCUAAGUGAUUUGGAGAGUCGAGUGAGGGGUCUUCAUAAACAACUUCACAAGAAGAAGAGUGAAGCAGAGAAGCUUUGGAAAGAGCAACAGAGGAGGAAGAAGGAACGGCUGAGAAUUAAGGAACAGUCACUUCUGAAGCAGAUUCAAGCUUAUGAUGCAUACAUUGACAAAACCAAGAAAGAGCUUGAGGAUAAAAAGGAUCAUUCUACUGACACAUCUUGUCGUUCUGGAAAACCCUGGAUUCAGGAUCACAGUCAACAUGAUGCAGAACCAGCCGGUGAUUCAAGUACUACAUCAUCAGGGAAAAAAUUGUUUGAACAGGUACAGGACAAAUACAAAGAAAAGAACUCAAGCAGAGGCGAUCGUGAGUCGACGUCAAGAAGUGGUAACCAGCCACAGCACACAAGUGUGCUGGCAGAUAUAAGGAAUCAUGAAUUUCAUGACUCAUCUGAUGAUACAAAUGUAAGCAUACAGCUCAGAAAAUCUUUACAGGCGGUAAUGAAUGAGAGUAGUACGUCUUAUAAUUCAAGUAUAGAAACGUGUUUAAGUAGUACUUUGAAGAAUGAUGACUUGGAGGAUGAGAAAGAACUGGAAGAUGUAUUAGAAGAACAAUCUGAAAUAGUGUCUGUAAUAGAAGAAGAAGUACAGGUUGAGGAGAAUGAUUCAGAAUUAAAUUCUGCAAUUCACAACCAGAAUUUUGGACCCACAGUUCAAGAAAUACCUGAGUCAGAGUCUGUUAUUCAGGAACUGUUAGUUUCAAAACAACAGUUGUCAGUUCAGGAAACUGAAACUGCGGAGGAAGUGGAGUCAAUUCCAGAAGAAGUAAGCAAGACUGUGACAACAAUAGAGGAGAAUAAGGACUUGGUUGAAUCUCUGGAAGCAGAUCUGCAGGAUGCUGGACAGUGGUCACACUCCACCCUUAAUCUCAGCAAAGAAAGAAUUAUUUCUAACGUCGUUAGCUCGCUGAAAGACUCUGUUCAGCUCAGUACUGACAGCAUUACUGACGAUAUUGAAGAAGAUUUUGUGGUAGAAGAAAUCCCUGAGGCUGAAGAAGAAAUAGAAAACAUUCCCAAAACAAAAGAUAGAAUUUCCGAAUCGGACGAAGACGUUCCGGAAACAGAGGUAUCUAAUAGUUUAAAUGCUGUUUCAGAUGUUUCUGACAUGCUAUUUCAGGAGGAUGAUCGUAACUGUGAUGUAAGUAAGAUGAAAGAAAAAGCUGAUGGAGGAAUCUGUGAUAAGAUUGAAAGAAUUACUGAUGUAAUUUUUGAUGAACUUUUAAAUGAGUCCUUGAAGGUACUUUGUAGAAAGGAUGCAAAUAACAAACGUACCUUGGAAGUGUUUGACAAAAAUGAAUAUGAAAGCCAGAAUAUAGAAGAAACAAGAAAGGAAGCUGAUCUGAUCGAUCAAAGUCUAAAUAACGAUUAUGAAAACGAUGAUUUUGUGACAGCGGUCAAGCAAAAUGAAAACAAAAAUGUGGACAGGGUUGAUAAUAUUACUAAUGCAAUACUUGAACAACUUCUGGUAGAAUCUUCAGCACUUUUUUAUUCUAAAAAAUCUAAAAUAAAUGGUUCCAUAAACAUAUAUGAAGACCUGGCAAGUACGUGUGAUGGACAGACAAGCACCAGAGAUGUAGCAGUUACAGGAACUCCGGCCCCACUCGGAUCUGCAGACACAUGUGGCAUAAAUAUUAGGAAACGUGUCAACGAAAUACUUACAGAAGCAUCUGGCUGUCUGUCCGCUACGAGAGAGAAAUCACGACUACAGGAUUUCAUGAUUACCACAUAUGAUGUCUUAUCACCAGAGGAAACGCCAGAUCCAGGUUCGCCUAUCAGGGAGGUAGUUGACAGGCCUGUAAUUGGUGUAUCAGAUGACACCGAGACAGAGCAGAAGGUGGAACUAGAAAUAUCAACAAGUGGAGAGAUAGAAGGUCUUGAUAAUGAGUGGUUUGAUGAAGAUUAUGGUCUCAGUCACACAAGGCGAGAAGCAGCGGAACUACGUCUACAGCAGCUACAAAUUGAACAAGAAAUCCAAGAACUUGAACAAGCACAGGAACAACUGCCGUAUCUCUACAUCCGAGAGAUCCCGAAUAAACCGCCUCCGCCAUACACGCCACCGGGGCAGACCACCGCACCAUGCAAGCAAGACCCGACGAGCGAAGAAGAACCGCAUUUUAUUCCUUCUACGGCAGACGAACUGAUGAGCCUCGCUGUGGAAGUGAUCAGUCACUUACAUACCUUACAGACGACUGGUGGUGACAUACAGCAUGCAGAAGUUCCGCCUGUAUUUUAUGACGAAAAUAAUACGGCUAAUUCGAGUGAUGUUAAGAGAUCCAGCAGAAGGAUUUUUAAGAAACUGAUUUUUGAUUUAACAAAAGAUCUAGUAAAAGAAGCGUAUGGUUCGGCACGGGAGAAUCCAUGUGCGCCGUGGGACUGGCCUGCCUUCUCAUGUAACAGAAAGAAACCACCUCCAAGAUCCAAGGAGAUGCUGCAAGAAGUGAUCUUGAAGAAAGUGCUGGAUUUGUUCGGCUUUGCACCUAAAGUGUAUAAGGAAAAACUCGUAAUUCGAUGGAGUCGUAAGAAGAGAGAUUAUGUAGAUGAAAUUCUCAUGAAGGAAUCUCACGAGGAGGAAUCCGCAUGGACAGAUUAUGCCGAAGAUGAAGUGACUGUGAAAAAUGAAAUAGCGCUGGGAUUGCUCGACUCUUUGCUUGAUGAGACCGUGAAGAUUAUUUUAGACAUCAGGAAGUCGAAACUGAACAAGUCUUAAGUUCCAACAGAAGUGACAUAAAUGUAUAAUUUCUAGUCAUAACAUUCCAAUAAGGUUGUGAGUCAGACGUCGUAGACGGAGACAUCUGGUUUUUUUAUAUAAAAUGCUCUGUGCAUAUUUGCAGUUUGCGUUCAUUAAUAAUCCCAAUAUUCGGGUAAUUAAUUUUCUGUGUUUUUAACGUGAAUUUAUUAAGUGAUUAUUGUGCCUGUUGAUAUAUAAAAAUUGAAGAAUAAAUUAUUUGGACAUAAAA
Molecule: messenger RNA, 7439 nt
Organism: Zootermopsis nevadensis
Lineage: Eukaryota; Metazoa; Arthropoda; Insecta; Blattodea; Termopsidae
Source: RefSeq, a predicted model, not a curated record